Rosa chinensis is the source of this 915-nucleotide messenger RNA. Its product is annotated as serine/threonine-protein kinase CDG1. The record is from RefSeq and is a predicted model, not a curated record. Gene Ontology annotation, molecular function: ATP binding; protein tyrosine kinase activity. Bases 1 to 915 code for a protein of 304 amino acids. Gene Ontology annotation, biological process: protein phosphorylation. Lineage: Eukaryota; Viridiplantae; Streptophyta; Magnoliopsida; Rosales; Rosaceae. The transcript has a single exon.
AUGUCGUCGACCCAGUUCUCCCUGGCCAAGCUCCGCGCGGCCACCAACAACUUCUCUACUGAUAAUGUCAUUGGAACUGGGAGGAGCGGCCUGAUCUACAAGGCCCAUCUCUCCAAUGGACUCACCGUCGCCAUCAAGAACUACGACCCCGAUCGAUUCCAAGGCUUUCGGGAAUUCCGGGCUGAAGCCGAAGCGCUAGGCAAGCUUCGACACCCAAAUAUCGUUAAGCUUUUGAGUUAUCAAGCCUCCGGCUCAGUUAUGCUUCUUGUUUAUGAGUAUGUAGAGAGAGGUAACCUUCACGAACGUCUUCGUGAAAGUUGCUCUUUUUCAUGGUUUGACAAGUUUAAGAUUCUUAGAGGUGUAGCCAAUGGUCUCGCUUAUUUGCAUGGGUUGGAAAACCCUGUCAUUCAUAGAGAUAUUGCGUCUAGAAAUGUGCUGGUGGACUCAGACUAUGAGCCUCGUAUUAUUAAUUUUGGGCUUUCUAGGACUAUUGACAAGUGUCAUUCGCUUUCUCAUGUGUCAACGGCAGUUGCUGGGUCCGUACCGUACAUGGCGCCGGAGUACAGGAGUGGAAGCACCAAAGCCACGGUGAAAGGCGAUGUGUAUAGUUUUGGCAUUUUGAUGAUGGAGACUGUAUUAGGACCCACAAGGUGUAGUAGAUAUUUCAAAGUUUCAGCUCAAAACAGAGAUUUUGAUCUUGUAGAAUGGGUUAGGGGUAUAGAGUUGGACAAGAUCAUAAGCGACUUUUCUGGCUAUUCUGGCUAUUUCGUCGAUGCUCUAUGGCCCGAGUAUAUUCGGAUCGCCUUAUUGUGUGCUAAUGAUAAUCCAGAAGACAGGCCUGUGAUGAACGAGGUUGUUCAAAUGCUAAAUCAAAUUCUACCUCAUACCCCUGCUUCCUCCCGGAGCACCGGUUAA